AUGGCUUCGAUGUUUAGACCACCAGAAUCCAAGAGAAGUCACCAAAAGACACCAAAAUUAACGCUCCCGGUAACUUUAGUUCAAAAUGCCAAACCCGCCAAUGAUGGGCAACAUCUUAACCGAUCACCGUACUCGUCGGUGAAUGAAAGCCCAUGUUCAAACAAUAGUACCUCAGCAACAUCAGCUACAUCAGCUACAUCAUCUUUGGCUUCAAAUUCUACUUUAUUGUACAACAGAUCAUCUGCAUCUACAAAAACUACCGCAACAAUGAAAAACAGACCAGUACCACCGCCAUUACCACCUUUAGUAUUGGCGCAAACAGAAGAUACCAGGCAAUAUAAAAUAGCCGAUGAAAUCCAUCUUUCUGAAGGGUUCUCGAAUUUUCACGUUGACUCAACUCACAAAGAGUCACCGAGUGAUUUUUCUUUCAGCAAGUUAGACAAAAUAGAUACUUCUUUUAUUAAGAAAGAAAUUAGCGCACCAGGCAACGAUGAUUCCUAUCCUUCGGCACUUCUUUCGGUGUACGACUUAAGCAGUAGUGGAGGAAAUGCCACCCCUAUAAGCGCUACCAGUAUGGUUUCUUGUUCGGCCUUAAUGCAAGGAAAAGAUAUAGAUCAAUUAGAGGAAGAAGCUUGGAAGUUUGGGCAUCUUAAGAACGAGAUCAUGACAUUGGGAAUCCUAGGCGAAGGCGCCGGAGGAUCUGUAGCUAAGUGUCGAUUGAAAAACGGAAAAAAAAUAUUUGCAUUAAAGACAAUUAAUACAAUGAAUACUGAUCCAGAGUACCAAAAGCAAAUAUAUAGAGAAUUACAAUUUAACAAGAGUUUUGCGUCUAGUUAUAUUGUACAGUACUAUGGUAUGUUUACUGAUGAACAAAGUUCCUCCAUAUACAUCGCUAUGGAAUAUAUGGGAGGAAGAUCGCUGGAGGCAACGUAUAAAAACUUGUUGAGGCGAGGUGGUAGGAUCAGCGAGAAGGUGAUAGGCAAGAUAGCAGAAUCUGUAUUGAGGGGAUUAUCGUACUUACAUGAAAGAAAAGUCAUUCACAGGGAUAUUAAGCCGCAAAAUAUUCUUCUUAAUGAUAAGGGAGAGAUUAAAUUAUGUGAUUUCGGUGUCAGUGGAGAGGCUGUUAACUCCUUAGCGGUGACCUUUACCGGAACCUCAUUUUAUAUGGCCCCGGAACGAAUACAGGGACAGCCAUAUAGUGUAACAUGCGAUGUAUGGUCCCUAGGCUUAACACUACUAGAGGUUGCUGAAGGGAGGUUUCCAUUUGAAUCUGACAAGAUAACGCAAAACGUCGCGCCAAUAGAAUUAUUGACUAUGAUCCUGACCUUUUCUCCUCACUUAAAGGACGAACCUGAGUUGAACAUUAUAUGGAGCACGACAUUCAAAUCUUUUAUCGAAUACUGUUUAAAGAAAGAUGCAAGAGAGAGGCCUUCCCCACGGCAAAUGCUAAAGCACCCGUGGAUUAUAGGACAAAUAAAAAAGAAAGUCAACAUGGAACGAUUCGUGAAAAAAUGCUGGGAAGAUGAACAAGACAACCAGUAG
Messenger RNA from Saccharomyces kudriavzevii IFO 1802, 1542 nucleotides. It is a transcript of the gene MKK2, whose product is annotated as putative mitogen-activated protein kinase kinase MKK2. Bases 1 to 1542 code for a protein of 513 amino acids. Gene Ontology annotation, biological process: cell integrity MAPK cascade; protein phosphorylation; regulation of fungal-type cell wall organization. The record is from RefSeq and is a predicted model, not a curated record. The transcript has a single exon. Gene Ontology annotation, molecular function: ATP binding; MAP kinase kinase activity. Lineage: Eukaryota; Fungi; Ascomycota; Saccharomycetes; Saccharomycetales; Saccharomycetaceae.